This is a messenger RNA of Sceloporus undulatus (fence lizard), 17356 nucleotides long. RefSeq names its product dystonin (gene DST). NCBI's taxonomy places the organism in Eukaryota, Metazoa, Chordata, Lepidosauria, Squamata, Phrynosomatidae. Gene Ontology annotation, cellular component: membrane; cytoplasm; intermediate filament. Gene Ontology annotation, biological process: cytoplasmic microtubule organization; wound healing; intermediate filament cytoskeleton organization. The transcript is spliced from 92 exons. The record is from RefSeq and is a predicted model, not a curated record. Gene Ontology annotation, molecular function: calcium ion binding; structural molecule activity; microtubule binding. Bases 1 to 16380 code for a protein of 5459 amino acids.
AUGAUCGCGGCGGCGUUCCUGGUGCUGCUGCGCCCCUACAGCGUCCAGUGCGCCCUCUUCCUGCUCCUGCUGCUCCUGGGCACCGUGGCCACCAUCCUCUUCUUCUGCUCCUGGCACCGCGGCAUCCACAAGGCGGCCAGGAACAGGCGCUCCGCCAUCAAGGCCGCCGCAGCCGCAGCCGCCGCCGCCUUCCCCGGGAGGUCCAGGAGCAGAGAUGCUGUAAUGAGAACCCAUCACUUUCGUUCUGAGGGAUUUAGACCAAGUCCACGCCAUAUUAGAAGACGAGUAAUACCUCGUCUGGAAGAAACACAGCCCUUAGUAGAAGCACGUCAGCUGAGUGAGCAAGAAACAUCUGUUAAGAAAAGAAAAGUCAAGAAAGCCAGCAGAGUCCAGCCAGAAUUCUACCAUUCUGUUCAAGUCACACCUACUCGAAAGCCAAGUUCGGGGAACACUUCCUACAGAUGUUCCAUGUCAUCCUCUGUGGAUUUCUCAGACGACGAUGAGGAUUUCAGCCAGAAAUCUGGUUCCUUGUCUCCGGCUCCUGGAGACACCCUGCCUUGGAACCUUCCUAAACAUGAGCGAUCCAAGAGGAAGAUUCAGGGAGGAUCAAUAUUGGAUCCAGCCGAGAGAGCUGUACUCAGGAUAGCCGAUGAACGGGACAAAGUACAAAAGAAAACAUUCACAAAAUGGAUAAACCAGCACCUUAUGAAGGUUCGCAAGCAUGUGAAUGACCUGUAUGAAGACCUGAGAGAUGGACAUAACUUGAUUUCUCUUUUAGAAGUUCUUUCAGGAGAUACCUUGCCCAGAGAGAAAGGCCGGAUGCGUUUUCACAGACUACAGAAUGUACAAAUUGCACUUGAUUAUUUGAAAAGACGGCAGGUGAAACUGGUGAACAUUAGGAAUGACGACAUAACAGAUGGAAAUCCCAAAUUGACUUUGGGAUUAAUAUGGACCAUAAUUUUGCACUUUCAGUCAAGACAGGUCACAGAUAAAACCAUUCAUAAAGCCAUGCAUGGACAGCAACAAUGUGUUACUAGAAAUAUGAGAAACCUCUGUGCACUGGUUGUAGUCCAGAAACCACCAGAUGGAAAACGAUUAGAAUCAGGUCUGCAGUUCCAGAAUGAAGCUGAAAUUGCAGGCUAUCUACUUGAAUGUGAGAAUUUACUUCGACAACAAGUCAUAGAUGCGCAGAUUCUUAUUGAUGGAAAAUAUUAUCAGGCAGAUCAACUGGUCCAGAGGGUUGCAAAGCUACGAGAUGACCUCAUGGCCUUAAGAGCAGAGUGUUCCUCAGUCUACAGCAAGGGGAGAACACUGACAACAGAACAAACCAAGAUGAUGAUAUCAGGAAUAACACAAAGCUUAAACUCAGGAUUUCCAAACUUAAGCCCUAGUUUAAACUCUGGACUGAACCAGGGUUUGUCACCCUCCUUGACUUCAUCCAGUCUAACAUCAGGUUUAUCAUCAGGUCUUUCUUCAAGACUGACUCCAGCCAUCACCCCAGCAUACACCCCAGGUUUCCCACCACGGUUAAUUCAAAGCUACAUUACUGGAGUUGACACUGGUGGACUGCAAACAUUGAAACUGAUGCAGAUCCGAAAACCCCUGAUGAAAUCAGCAUUUAUUGAUCAGAACUUAACAGAAGAGGAAGUCAACAUGAAAUUUGUCCAGGAUCUCUUAAGAUGGGUUGAUGAAAUGCAGGUGCAACUUGAUCGAGCUGAAUGGGGCUCGGAUUUGCCAAGUGUUGAAAGCCAUGUAGAAAAUCACAAGAAUGUCCACAAAGCAAUUGAAGAAUUUGACUCAAGCCUUAAAGAAGCAAAAAUCAGUGAGAUGCAAAUGACUGCUCCCCUUAAACUCAGCUAUGCAGAAAAAUUGCACAAACUGGAAAGCCAAUAUGCAAAACUUUUGAAUACAUCAAGAAAUCAGGAAAGACACCUUGACACCCUUCACAAUUUUGUAUCACGUGCUACCAGGGAACUCAUAUGGUUGAAUGAAAAAGAGGAGGAGGAGGUUGCAUAUGACUGGAGUGAAAGAAACACAAACAUAGCAAGGAAAAAGGAAUACCAUGCAGAACUGAUGAGAGAACUUGAUCGGAAAGAAGAUGUUAUUAAAUCAGUUCAGGAAAUAGCAGAACAAUUGCUUUUUGAAAACCACCCUGCCAGAUUAACAAUUGAGGCCUAUCGAGCUGCAAUGCAAACCCAGUGGAGCUGGAUUUUACAGCUUUGUCAAUGUGUUGAACAGCAUCUAAGAGAAAACACUGCAUAUUUUGAGUUUUUCAAUGAUGCCAAAGAGGCUGCAGAUUACUUGAAGAAUUUAAGAGAUGCUGUACAUCGAAAAUACAGUUGUGACAGGUCCAGCAGUAUUCAUAAACUGGAAGAUCUAAUCCAAGAGUCCAUGGAAGAGAAAGAACAACUCCUGCAGUACAAGAGUGCAGUGGCAGGCCUUGUUGGGAGAGCAAAGGCAGUAGUUCAGCUGAAGCCAAGGAAUCCAGAUAAUCCACUCAAAACAUCCAUCCCCAUUAAAGCCAUCUGUGACUACAGACAAAUUGAGAUAACCAUUUACAAAGAUGAUGAAUGUGUGCUGGCAAGUAAUUCUCAUCGUGCAAAAUGGAAAGUGAUUAGUCCAAGUGGUAAUGAGGCUAUGGUUCCCUCCGUAUGUUUCACUGUUCCUCCACCCAAUAAAGAAGCAAUAGACACUGCAAGCAGAAUUGAACAGCAAUAUCAGAAUGUCCUAGCUCUGUGGCAUGAAUCGCAUGUAAACAUGAAAAGUGUGGUCUCCUGGCACUACUUGACAAAUGAAAUUGAAACAGUUCGAGCUAGUAAUGUUGCUUCGAUAAAGACACUACUGCCAGGUGAACAUCAGCAGGUUUUAAGCAACUUGCAGUCCCGCUUUGAUGAUUUCCUGGAAGACAGUCAAGAGUCUAAAAUCUUUACAGUUGCUGACAUUGCACAGCUAGAAAGGGAGGUGAAUGUUUGCAAGCAGUACUACCAAGAGCUCCUUAAGUCUGCAGAGAGAGAGGAGCAUGAGGAAUCAGUUUUCAACCUAUAUAUCUCAGAAGUUCGAAACAUCAGACUGCGUUUGGAGAACUGUGAAGAUCGUUUGAUAAGGCAGAUUCGAACCCCACUAGAGAGAGAUGAUCUGCAUGAAAGUGUGUUUCGGAUCUCUGAACAAGAGAAGCUGAAGAAGGAGCUAGAUCGACUCAAAGAGGACUUGGAAACAAUCACGGAUAAAUGUGAUGAUUUUUUUAAUCAAGCUGCUGGUUCACCCUCUGUCCCUACUCUGAGGUCAGAGCUUAACCUUGUGAUUCAAAAUAUGAACCAGGUUUACUCCAUGUCUUCCAUUUACAUAGAAAAGUUAAAAACUGUAAAUUUGGUUCUCAAAAACACUCAAGGAGCUGAAGCCCUAGUGAAAUUGUAUGAGACUAAACUGUGUGAAGAAGAUCCAUUAACUGCUGACAAGAGUAAUAUAGAGACCCUGAUGUCUACAUUAAAGCAAUGGAGAUCAGAAGUUGAUGAAAAAAGAGAAGUGUUCCAUGCUCUAGAAGAUGAACUCCAGAAAGCCAAAGCAGUUAGUGAUCAGAUGUUUAAAACACACAAGGAACGGGAUCUUGACUUUGACUGGCACAAAGAGAAAGCAGAUCAGCUGACGGAGAGGUGGCAAAAUGUUCAUUCACAGAUUGAAAACAGAUUGCGUGAUUUGGAGGGUAUAAAUAAAUCACUAAAGUACUACAGGGAUACUUACAGUGCAUUGGAUAAUUGGAUUAAACAAGUUGAAGAAACACAGCAAAAGUUCCAGGAAAACCCACCUCAGAACAGCAAAGCUCUGGCUAAACAGCUAAACCAGCAGAAGAUGCUAGUAUCUGAAAUAGAGAUGAAGCAGAACAAACUAGAUGAAUGUCAGAAAUACUCAGAGCAGUACUCUGCUGCAGUAAAGGACUAUGAAUUACAGACAAUGACAUAUAGAGCCAUGGUGGACUCUCAGCAAAAAUCUCCUGUGAAACGCCGAAGAAUGCAGAGUUCCUCUGAUUUUAUUAUUCAAGAGUUUAUGGAUUUACGAACCCGCUAUACAGCUUUGAUAACCCUGAUGACUCAGUAUAUAAAGUUUGCAGGUGACUCUCUGAAAAGGUUGGAGGAGGAAGAGAAGUCAGUGGAAGAGGAAAAGAAGGAACAUGUUGAAAAAGCUGGGGAUUUACUGAAAUGGGUAUCAAACGUCACCAAGAGUCUCAGCGAAGGUGGUGGAGAAAGGCCUGAAAAAGCAGAUUUUCCUAAGAAGCAGGUAUCUGCUGAUGAGCUGUCAGUGAAAAAAGAACAGAUAUCAGAAGCUUUACAAACAGCACAGUCAUUUUUAGCAAAACAUGGCGAUAAAAUGACAGAGGAGGAGAAAAGUGAAAUGGAAAACCAUGUGAAGUCCCUGCAAGAAGGUUAUAAACUGUUAUCCAAUGAAGAUUUGAAACAGUUGCAAGAGGAACAAAAUGUAGAUGAUGAAAGAAUGGAUGAAAAGGAUUUAGAGGAACAGCACCAAGAAUUUAAAGAAAAAUUGCAGGAUAUAUGUGAUCUUCUCACACAAACAGAAAACCAGCUCAUUGGCCACCAAGAAGCCCUUGUUAUUGAAGAUAGCAAGGUUGAGUUGCAGCAAUAUCAAACCAAACAAGAGGAGUUACAGAAAAAUAUGCAAGCAAAUACACAGGCAUUGGCUGAAAUUGUGAAAAAUACAGAGAUGUUCUUAAAAGAAAAUGGAGAAAAGCUGCUUCAAGAAGAUAAGAUCUCUCUUGAAAAGAAGCUGAAUGAAGCAAAGACCAAGUGUCUUCUCCUUAGCCAGAAGGCAGAAGAAUCCAGAAAAGAGCUGGAUAAAGCUAUGACAACAGCUAUAAAGCAGGAAACAGAGAAGGUGGCAGCCAGAGAACAAUUGGAAGAGAAUAAAAAUACAAUAGAAAAUCUUCUGGAUUGGUUAUCAAAUGUAGAAAAAGAUGCUGAAUAUGGGAAGAAGAAAUGCAAGCCAGAAAUCAGGCAGAAUGGUACCCAUUUUCAGGAAGAGGAUGUGGAGGGUUUGGUGGGAGAAGAAGAUGAAGUCAAUGGUAACUUGCUAGAAAUUGAACAGGAAAAUGAAACCCAGGUAGAUGGGCAGCUGAAACUCUCGGAAGAUAAUCUCAACAUGCAGUAUCAGAAAGCUAAGGCUCAACAUGAAAAAAUUAUUUCACAGCAACAAGCUGUUAUUAUAGCAACGCAGUCAGCCCAGGCACUGCUUGAGAAACAAGGGCAUCAUCUUUCACCAGAGGAAAAAGAAAAGAUUCAAAGGAACAUGAAGGAACUGAAGGUGCAGUAUGAUACUGCUUUAGCUGAGUCGGAGCAGAAGCUGAAGUUAACACGUUCACUGCAGGAGGAACUUGAGAAAUUUGAUGCAGACUGUGGUGAAUUUGAAAGCUGGCUCCAGCAGGCAGAGCAGGAACUUGUACACCUAGAGACAGGUUCAUCUGACUUUAGUGGGAUUAUGGCCAAACUAAAAAGGCAGAAAAGUUUUUCUGAAGAUGUCAUUUCUCACAAAGGGGACUUAAGGUAUAUCACAAUUUCUGGACAAAGGGUACUGGAUGCUGCCAAGUCAUGUAACGAAAAAAGAGAAGGUGUUAAAUAUGAUAAAGAAGGUGUUGAUACUUCAUCAACAUUCAUAGAGGUACAGAAUAAGUUGGACAGUGCAACUGGUCGCUUCAAAUCUCUCUACUCUAAGUGCAGUAUUCUUGGAAAUAACCUCAAAGACCUGGUAGAUAAAUAUCAGAAUUACGAGGAUGCCUCCUCUGGACUUCUGUCAGGACUCCAGGAUUCUGAGGAAGCUGUGAAUAAACAUCUAUCAGAAGCUGUUGCUGCAGAUCCAAAAAAUCUCCAGAGGCAACUAGAAGAAACCAAGGUGCUUCAAGGACAAGUAUCUGGUCACCAAGUUGCUGUAGAGAAACUGAAAAAAACAGCAGACGUGCUUUUCGACACAAGGGGAGAAUUACUGCCAGAUAAAGAUGAAAUCCGAAAUACACUGGAUACUAUUGUGGAUAAGUAUAAUCAGUUAUCCAAAGCAGUGAAUGAUCGUAAUGAGAAACUCCAAAUCACUCUGACACGUUCAUUAAGCGUUCAGGAUGGAUUGGAUGAAAUGCUUGAUUGGAUGAAUGCUGUUGAGAAGAGUCUUGAGGAGCAAGGUCAAGUGCCUUUGAAUUCUGCUGCUCUUCAAGAUGUCAUCAGUAAAAGUACGGCAUUAGAACAAGACAUUCUAGGUCGUCAAAGCCGCCUAAAUGCCAUGAAAGAAAAAAUGAAGAAAUUUAUGGAAACAGCAGAUCCAUCCACUGCAUCCUCUUUACAAGCUAAAAUGAAUGAACUUUCUGUACGUUUUGGUGAAGCAAAUAAGAAACACAAAGAAAAACUUGGAAAGAUGGAAGGACUGAAGAGUAAAGUAGAACUAUUUGAAUGCCUUUCUGAUAAACUUCAGUCAUUUUUGGAUAAGAAAACUCACGCACUAAGUGAGGCCGAUAUUCCAGGAAAGGAUGUUACUGAAAUGUCCCAAUAUGUUCAGGAAACCAACACUGAAUUGACAGAGCAGAAAAGAGAUCUUGAAGUUUUGCAACACCUCAUUGAAGAACUUUCUCCUCAUGCGCUUCCUGGGGACAAAUCUUUAGUGUUAGAAAAAGUAAAUGCCCUGUCAAAGAAAUUUAGGGAAGUGGAAGAAACCAUACGAGAAAAAGAAGAGGAUGUGUCCUCUUGCCAACAGCAGAUGGAUGCAUUUAACCUUCAUGUAGAAACUUUAAAGAAAUGGAUAGAUGAGAUGAUCAAAAAAGUUCCAGACACUGAACCUUCUUUGAAUACUGAUACUUUAAAGAAGCACUUGCAAAUCACCAAGAAUUUGGAAGAGGAAUGGAGUUCAAAGGCACCUGAUAUUCAGAAAAUGAUUAGCAGAGGAACAGUGUUAUGCAACCUAAUCAGUGCUGUGACUUCCCCUGCAAAGUCAAGGGGAAUAAAACCAGCUGGAAGUGGCAUGGUAUUAAAUGGUGAAGGAGCAGCUACAGGUACUCAAGAUUUCCUGUCAAACAAAGAACUUACCACUGUCCAACACAGCAUGUCAAACGUAAACAAUAGCUACGAUGAUUUGGGAACAAUGCUGAAGAAAAAAAGAUCAGAACUGGAAUCCAUGCUUUCAAAUAUGCAAAACAUUGAAGAAGAAUCAAACUCCAUGAUGGACUGGUUACAGAGAAUGGAUGCUGCAGCAGCCAAAUGGGAAACAGCUCUCCUUGACACUGAGGCAGUUAAAGAACAAGUGGAUCAACAUAAGCUGUUUGAAACAGAAUUGAAGCAGAACAAGAAUAAAGUGCAAGAGCUGAAGGACAGAGUCACAGAGUUAUUGGAGAAGAACCCAGACUCUUCUGAGGCACCAAAAUGGAAACAGAUGUUGGAUAAAAUAGAUUCCAAAUGGAAAGAACUUAGCGAGGUAGCAGCUGAGAGACAGAAAAAAUUGGAAGAAUCAUCAAGUUACCUGACCCAGUUCCAGACAACUGAGGCCCAAUUGAAACAAUGGCUGGCGGAAAAAGAAUUAAUGGUCAGUGUACUUGGACCAUUGUCAAUUGAUCCAAACAUGUUGAAAACUCAGAAACAGCAAGUUCAGAUUCUGCUCAAAGAGUUUGACACACGAAAGCCCCAGUAUGAACAGCUAAGUACAGCUGGACAAGGGAUACUGAAAAGACCAGGGGAACACCCACCUUCUCAUGAAACAGUGAAACAGCAAUUGGCUACUGUGUCACAGAAGUGGGAUGGCUUAACUGGACAGCUGAGUGACCGAUGCAGCCGAAUUGACCAAGCCAUUGUCAAAAGUACAGAGUACCAAAACUGUCUGAGAAGCCUCUCUGAGAAACUUAGUGCACUGGAAAACAAACUGAGCCAAAGUUUGGCUACAAUUACAGAUCCUGAUGCUGUGAAACAGCACCUGGAACUGGCCAGAGAAGUAAAAGAAGAAAUAGAAAAGGAAAGGCUGAACAUCAGUGCUGCUGAGAGUCUGUGCAAGGAAUUGUCAGAGUUGGUGGCAGAAGACUAUUUGAAAGCAGAACUUGCCCGACAGUUAGAUGGUGUUUCAAAACCUUUUAAGGAUAUGGAACAAAAAGCAGGGAAUCACAUCGAGCAACUUCAGUCAACCUAUGUUAGUUCUCAUCAGUUCCAGAAAAUGUCUAAGGACUUUCAGGCCUGGCUGGACAAACAGAAAGAAGAACAGAAUCAAUCUCGUCCUAUCUCUACCAGGCUGGAGUCUCUGUGGUCAUUAAUUGAUGACCAUAAAGAGUUCAAGGCAAAGUUGUCUGAUCAGGCUGGUUCUUAUGAGAAAAUAAUUGCUGAGGGAGAAAAUCUGCUCCUGAAAACUCAAGGAGCAGAGAAGGCAGAAUUGCAGUCUCAACUGAACCUGCUUAAAAGUAACUGGGAAGAAAUGAACAAACAAGUUAAAGAAAGACAAGAUAAGUUGAAUGACUGUGUGGGAAAAGCCCUCAAAUACAAAGAGCAUGUGGAGAACCUGCAACCUUGGAUAGCAAAGUGUGAGAGCAACCUGUCUGAAAUCAAGAUGGGGAUUGAUCCUGUGGAGCUAGAAAAUUCCAUCACUCAGGUAAAGACUUGGCAGAAGGAUUUGGACAAACACCAAGCAAUAGUGGAGCUCUUAUGUAAUGCAGCAGAGACUUUCCUCAGUGCCUGUGAGACAGAUAAAGAUGGUGUUGAAGAAGAGAAGACAGAACUGAUUCAGAAAAUGGAUACGGUCACAGAACAAUUGCAAGUGAAAAGAGAUGGAUUGGAAAAGAUGUCUCAGAGACUAAAAGAAUUUCAAGAAUCAUCCAGAGACAUUAAAGAGCAGCUGAAGAAUGCCAGGGAACAGCUGGAAGUGCAUGAGUCUCUCAAACCCCAAGCAUUCAGCAUCAAACACUUGACAGUUAUGCAGACUCAGCAGAAAGCACUCCAGGUUGUUAAGAAUCAAGUAGACCUGACAAAAAAGCUUGCCCAAGAACUUGUGGUAGAUGCUGUGGAUUCAUCAGGUGUCUCUGACCUCUUGUUGCAAGCAGAAGUAUUAGAACAGGAAUAUAGCAACAUCAAUGAGCAAGUUGAACAGAAGUGUUCCUUCCUGGAGACUAAACUCCAAGGAAUUGGACAUUUCCAAAAUGCAAUAAGAGAGAUGUUUUCCCAAUUUGCAGAAUUUGAUGAUGAGUUGGACAGUAUGGCAUCUGUGGGCAGGGAUCUUGUUACACUGCAGUCACAACAGAACGAUAUCAAGGUUUUCCUGAAAAAAUUGGAGGAACUCAUCACUGGCAAUGAAAAUGCAAACAAGGCAUGUAAAGUGAUGUUAGUGAGUGAAGCAGAAGCAUCUCCUGAUCUUGCAGGUAUAAAAAGGGACUUGGAAGCUUUAAAUAAGCAAUGCAACAAGUUGCUUGACAGAGCAAGAACCAGAGAGGAGCAAAUUGAAGGAACUCUUAACCGUAUGGAAGAAUUCUACAACAAACUACAGGGAUUUUCCAAGCUCCUUGAAGAAGCUGAAGAACACGAGGAGUCGCAAGGUCCUGUUGGAAUGGAAACAGAGACCAUUAAUCAACAGCUGGAUACAUUUAAGGUAUUUGAGAAAGAAGAGAUUGAACCACUGCAGGUUAAGCAACAGGAGGUAAAUUGGUUGGGCCAAGGCCUUAUUCAGAGUGCUGCUAAAAACACAAGUACUGAUAACCUUGAACAUGAUCUUGAGGAUGUUAAUACAAGAUGGAAAACACUCAACAAGAAGGUUGCUCAAAGAGCAGCUCAGUUACAAGAAGCCCUGCUGCACUGUGGAAGGUUUCAGGAUGCUGUUGAAUCUAUACUUAGCUGGCUCAUUGAUACAGAAGACCUUGUAGCUAAUCAGAAGCCACCAUCAGCUGAGUUUAAGGUUGUGAAGGCUCAAAUACAAGAGCAAAAACUUCUCCAGAGGUUGCUGGACGACCGCAAACCCACUGUUGAACUGAUCAAGCGUGAAGGGGAGAAGAUCGCAGAGUCAGCAGAACCUGCUGAUAAAGAAAAGAUCUUGAAACAGCUGAGCCUCCUGGAUAGCAGAUGGGAUGCACUGCUCGAUAAAGCAGAAAGGAGGAAUCGCCAGUUGGAAGGUAUCUCAGCAGUAGCCCAGCAGUUCCAUGAAACUUUAGAACCACUGGUUGAAUGGAUAACAACCACUGAAAAGCGGCUUUCAAACUCAGAACCCAUUGGUACACAGGCUUCCAAACUGCAACAACAAAUUUCUCAGCACAAAGCCUUAGAGGAAGACAUCGCCAUUCACAAUAAAAAUUUACAGCAAGCCAUUAAUAUUGGUCAGGCUUUAAAGUCCUUGAGCUCCAGGGAAGAGGAAGAAAUGGUGCAGGAAAAACUAGAUUCUUCAAUGGCCCGAUACACCGAGAUUCAAGAUAAAUCUAGCAGUAGGGCUGAGCUUCUGCAGCAAGCCUAUUGCAAUGCUCAGAUUUUUGGAGAGGAUGAAGUCGAAUUGAUGAAUUGGCUGAAUGAAGUUCACGAGAGACUGAGCAAACUGGCAGUCCAAGACUACAAUACUGACUUAUUAGUGAAACAACACUCUGAAAUGCUGGUUCUUCAGGAGGAGAUUCUGCUCAGAAAGCAAAAUGUGGAUCAAGCUAUACAAAAUGGUUUGGAGCUUCUCAAACAAACAACAGGCGAUGAAGUUAUCAUUAUUCAAGAUAAAUUGGAAGGCAUUAAAGCAAGAUACAAGGAUAUCACUAAGCUCAGUUCUGAUGUGUCCAAGACUCUAGAACAGGCUCUGAAGCUUUCAGGUCAGCUACAAUGUACUCAUGAGGAACUCUGCACUUGGCUUGACAGAGUUGAAGUGGAAUUGUUGUCAUAUGAUUCUCAGGUCCCCAAAGGCAAAGAAUUAAAUAAGGCACAAGAAAGACAAAAGGAACUGAAAAAAGAAGCAAAGGACAACAAAACCUUAUUGGAUAACCUCAAUGAAGUCAGUAAUGCUUUGCUGGAACUGGUGCCAUGGAGAGCAAGGGAAGGGAUAGACAGAAUGGUUACAGAAGACAAUGAACGGUAUAGGACAGUGAGUGAGAAUAUAUCUCAGAAAGUGGAAGAAACUGAUGCUGUCAUUUUAAGAUCACAGCAGUUUGAUCAAGCAACAGAUAGUGAAUUAUCCUGGGUUGAUGAAACAGAAAAGAAACUGAUGUCUCUGGAUGAUAUUAGGCUUGAACGUGAGCAGACCACUGCUCAGCUACAAGUUCAAAAGGCAUUUACCAUGGAGAUUUUGAAGCACAAAGACACAAUAGAAGAACUUGUUGCAUCUGGAGAUGAGAUUAUGAAGACCUGUACAGAAGAGGAGAAACAAAUAAUGAAGAAGAAACUGGAAAGCCUCAUGCAGAAGUAUGAUAUGCUCUGCCAGAUGAACUCUAAGAGGAACCUGCAGCUAGAACGGGCUCAGUCUCUAGUUAGCCAGUUCUGGGAAACUUAUGAAGAGAUUUGGCCAUGGUUAACUGAAACAAGAAUGGUCAUCUCACAGCUUCCAGCACCAGCUCUUGAGUAUGAAACUCUAAAGCAACAGCAAGAAGAACACCGGCAACUACGAGAGUUGAUUGCUGAGCACAAGCCUCACAUAGAUAAGAUGAACAAAACUGGACCUCAGCUUCUGGAACUGAGCCCACGGGAAGGUUUUUCAAUCCAAGAGAAAUAUGUAGCAGCUGAUGCCCUUUACAGCGAGAUUAAAGAAGAUGUCAAAAAGCGAGCACAGACACUGGAUGAAGCCAUUUCACAGUCUACCCAGUUCCAUGACAAGAUAGAUUCAACCACCGAGAGCCUGGACCGCAUCGUUGAACGUCUGAGGCAGCCACCUUCAAUCUCAGCAGAGGUUGAGAAGAUUAAAGAACAGAUCAGUGAAAAUAAGAAUGUGUCUGUAGACCUAGAAAAACUUCAGCCUGUGUAUGAAACACUCAAACAGCGUGGAGAGGAAAUGAUUGCACGUUCAGAAGGAGCUGAUAAGGAUAUUUCUGCUAAAGUGGUUCAAGAUAAACUGGAUCAAAUGGUCUUUGUCUGGGAAGACAUCCAUACCCUAGCUGAGGAAAGGGAAGCCAAACUGCUUGAUGCCAUGGAAUUAGCAGAGAAGUUCUGGUGUGAUCACAUGGCACUUGUAGCGACUAUUAAAGACACUCAGGAUUUUAUCAGAGAACUAGAAGGAGCUGGGAUUGAUCCUUCAGUGGUUAAACAACAGCAGGAAGCAGCAGAGACUAUCAAAGAAGAGAUAGAUGGAUUACAAGAAGAACUAGAUGCAGUUGUGAACCUUGGCUCUGAACUCAUAACAGCAUGUGGAGAACCUGACAAACCCUUAGUCAACAAGAGCAUAGAUGAGCUAAAUUCUGCUUGGGAUGCUUUAAAUAAAUCAUGGAAGGAACGUGUUGACAAGCUUGAGGAAGCCAUGCAAGCUGCUGUUCAAUAUCAAGAUGGGUUACAGGCAAUAUUUGACUGGGUGGAUAUUGCAGGCAGUAAAUUGGCUUCAAUGUCACCUGUUGGAACAGAUCUAGAAACAGUAAAACAACAAACAGAAGAACUGAAGCAAUUUAAGAAAGAAGCCUAUCAGCAACAGAUAGAAAUGGAACGACUGAAUCACCAGGCCGAGCUGUUACUGAAGAAGGUGACCGAGGAAAGUGAUAAGCAUACAGUACAAGAUCCUUUGUCUGAACUCAAGCUUUUGUGGGAAAGUCUGGAGGAUAAAAUCGUUAGCCGCCAGCACAAGCUGGAAGGUGCUUUGUUAGCUUUGGGGCAAUUCCAGCACGCCCUGGAUGAGUUGCUGACAUGGCUGACGCAUACAGAAGACCUGUUGAAUGAUCAAAAACCUGUGGGUGGUGACCCCAAGGCUAUUGAAAUAGAACUGGCCAAGCAUCAUGUGCUACAAAACGAUGUCUUAGCUCACCAAUCUACAGUGGAAACUGUUAAGAAGGCAGGAAAUGAUCUGAUUCAAUCAAGUGCUGUUGAAGAAGCAAGCAAUCUGCAAAGCAAGCUGGAACUUCUGAAUCAACGAUGGCAAAAUAUCUUGGAAAAAACAGAAAAAAGGAAACAACAGCUGGACAGUGCUUUGCUCCAGGCUCAAGGUUUCCACGGUGAAGUUGAAGAUCUGCAACAAUGGCUGACAGAAACCGAACGUCAGCUUUUGGCAUCAAAGCCUGUUGGUGGUUUACCAGAGACUGCAAGAGAGCAGCUUAAUACCCAUAUGGAACUCUAUGCUGCCUUUGAAGCUAAGGAGGAAACAUACAAAUGUCUAAUGCAAAAGGGCUUACAGAUGCUUGCAAGCUGUCCAGAGUCUGUUGAAACAAAUGUUGAACAAGACAUAAAUAAUCUUAAAGAAAAAUGGGAAUCAGUAGAAACAAAGCUAAGUGAAAGAAAGGUCAAAUUGGAAGAAGCGCUCAGUUUGGCAAUGGAGUUCCACAAUUCACUGCAAGACUUCAUCAAUUGGCUUACUCAAGCUGAGCAAACCUUGACAGUGGCUUCUCGGCCAAGUCUAAUCUUGGAUACUGUCUUGUUUCAAAUUGAUGAACACAAGGUCUUUGCUAAUGAAGUGAAUGCCCAUCGUGACCAGAUUAUUGAGCUCGACAAAACUGGAACACAUUUGAAAUAUUUCAGCCAGAAACAGGAUGUUGUUCUCAUUAAAAAUCUGCUGAUCAGUGUCCAGAGUAGGUGGGAAAAAGUAGUUCAGCGGUUAGUGGAAAGAGGAAGAGCGUUGGAUGAUGCAAGAAAGCGUGCCAAGCAGUUCCAUGAAGCUUGGAACAAACUUACGGAGUGGCUAGAUGAAUCAGAAAAGACUUUGGAUGCAGAGCUUGAAAUUGCAAAUGAUCCAGACAAAAUUAAGAUGCAGCUCGCUCAGCAUAAGGAGUUCCAAAAAGCUCUUGGAGCCAAACAUUCUGUGUAUGAUACUACAAACAGAAGUGGACGUUCUUUAAAAGAAAAAACUACUCUUGCUGAUGACAAUCUGAAGCUGGAUGAUAUGCUGAGUGAACUUAGAGACAAAUGGGAUACAGUCUGUGGAAAAUCUGUAGAAAGACAAAACAAAUUGGAAGAAGCCCUGCUGUUUUCCGGACAAUUUACUGAUGCUCUUCAAGCUCUUAUAGAUUGGCUUUACAAAGUGGAACCGCAGCUGGCCGAAGAUCAGCCUGUGCACGGAGACAUUGAUUUAGUGAUGAAUUUAAUAGAUAAUCACAAAGGCUUCCAGAAGGAACUGGGGAAGAGAACAAGCAGUGUCCAGGCUCUGAAACGCUCUGCUCGUGAACUGAUAGAAGGCAGUCGUGAUGAUUCCUCCUGGGUAAAAGUCCAAAUGCAGGAGCUUGGCACUCGGUGGGAUACAGUGUGUGCACUGUCUGUCUCGAAACAAACACGAUUGGAACAAGCCCUCCACCAGGCUGAGGAAUUUCACUCUGUUGUCCAUGUAUUGCUGGAAUGGCUGGCUGAGGCUGAGCAGGCCCUUCGUUUCCAUGGUGUCCUACCAGAUGAUGAGGAGGCUCUGCGUGCAUUAAUAGAUCAGCAUAGGGAAUUCAUGAAGAAACUGGAAGAAAAAAAGGCUGAGCUAAAUAAAGCCACAGGUAUGGGAGAAACCAUCCUGGCUAUCUGCCACCCAGACUCCAUCACUACCAUUAAGCACUGGAUAACAAUAAUCCGAGCAAGGUUUGAAGAGGUAUUAGCAUGGGCAAAGCAACAUCAGCAGAGAUUGGCAGGAGCCUUGGCUGCACUUAUCGCUAAUCAGGAGUUGUUAGAAGCAUUAUUGUCCUGGCUGCAGUGGGCAGAGACAACUCUCACUGAAAAAGAUAAGGAGGCCAUUCCUCAGGAGAUUGAUGAUGUCAAAGCACUCAUAGCUGAGCAUCAGACAUUUAUGGAGGAAAUGACCAGAAAACAGCCUGAUGUGGAUAAGGUUACUAAGAUACAUAAAAGGAAAACAGCUGAAUGUGGUCCAAUCCAGUCUCAUAUUCCUGUGUUGGAUAAAGGGAGAGGAGGAAGAAAACGUUCUCCAACACCAAGCAUUUAUCCUUCAGGUGCACAGGCCCAGAUUGAAACCAAGAAUCCACGGGUAAAUCUCUUAGUCAGCAAAUGGCAGCAAGUCUGGCUUCUGGCCCUGGAGAGACGAAGGAAGCUUAAUGAUGCUUUAGACCGAUUAGAAGAGCUGAAAGAAUUUGCCAACUUUGAUUUUGAUAUUUGGCGGAAAAAGUAUAUGCGCUGGAUGAACCAUAAGAAAUCUCGAGUAAUGGACUUCUUUAGGAGGAUUGAUAAAGAUCAAGAUGGAAAGAUAACAAGACAGGAAUUUAUUGAUGGUAUUCUUUCUUCAAAAUUUCCUACUAGUCGAUUGGAAAUGAGUGCAGUAGCAGAUAUCUUUGACAGGGAUGGUGAUGGAUAUAUUGACUAUUAUGAAUUUGUAGCAGCACUUCAUCCAAACAAGGAUGCAUACAAGCCUCUGACGGAUGCAGAUAAAAUUGAAGAUGAGGUUACAAGGCAGGUAGCAAAAUGUAAAUGUGCAAAGCGAUUCCAGGUGGAACAGAUUGGUGACAACAAGUACAGGUUCUUCCUGGGAAAUCAGUUUGGUGACUCCCAGCAACUUCGUCUUGUCCGUAUUCUGCGGAGCACUGUAAUGGUUCGAGUUGGAGGUGGAUGGAUGGCACUAGAUGAGUUCUUAGUGAAAAAUGAUCCCUGCAGAGCAAAAGGCAGGACAAACAUGGAGCUUCGCGAAAAGUUCAUUUUGGCAGAUGGAGCUAGCCAAAGCAUGGCUGCCUUUCGACCAAGAGGACGCAGAUCACGACCAUCUUCAAGGGGUGCUUCACCUAACAGAUCCACCUCUGUGUCAAAUCCUCCUGCACAUGGAGCACCAGCACCAGCUGUUGCUGCCAGCACACCCAAGACACCCCAUCAUUUAACACGCAACUAUGGUAAACCAUGGUUGAUAAACAGCAAAACGUCAUCACCAUGUAAACCACCAGAGUGCUCUGAAUAUCAAGUCUCAUCCACAGAGGGAACUCCAAUACAGGGGAGUAAACUUAGAAUGCCAGGAUAUUUGUCAGGGAAGGGUUUCCAUUCUGGAGAAGACAGCGGCCUAAUUUCAACAGCAGCUACACGAGUCAGGACACAUUUUGCAGACACCAAAAAAACACCAAGCAGACCUGGAAGUCGAGCAGGAAGCAAGGCAGGUAGCAGAGCAAGCAGCCGCCGAGGCAGUGACGCAUCAGACUUUGACAUUUCAGAAAUUCAGUCUGUGUGCUCAGACGUGUCAGAGACUGUUCAUACCCCAAUCAGACCAACGCCACGGCCAAAUUCUCGGUCAGCGUCUGGCAAGCCUUCCAAAAUUCCAACUCCACAAAGAAGAUCACCUGCCAGCAAAGUAGAAAAGACCUCCAAGAGAUAAUCUGAUUGGCUCACCAGGUUUUCUCCCCCCGACCCUGCAUUAAAUAUUUAAGUUUGUAAGAUGUAAAAUAUCCUGUAGAAAUUAUUGUGAAAUAUUACAAGAGUUGGAUUUUUAAUUUUGCAGAUGGCCUUAUUUGUGUAUUUGUCUUGUUUAUUUUAUGUGUAUAAUUCUGUCAGUUUUUGUUCAUUUGUUUAUGCCAUAUCUUAUGUGAACAGAGAGGGUUUUUUUAAAUGUAAACUAACAGUUGUUUGCAGUAACAUGUAGAGAGAUCACUAAAAGCAGUUACUGAAUGUACAGUUAAGUCUUCGCGUCCUAAGUCAACACGGCCUGUCACUUCUUUAACAGUAAAGGAUACCUCAUAAUGUCUUAAUAAAAUUGAAAAAAGACACAAGGCUAAAUUAUACAUUUCUAGCUAGCAGAAUGGAGCCUGCAAGGAGUGUAGUAGGGACACUAAAGAACAGAAGACACAGUUCACAUUGCAGUUAAUCAAAUAAUCUUCCUGAGAAUUCAUUGAGAAAGCUAUUUAAUGAGCACUUGCCAGUACUCCAAUAUGUUGCAGCAUUAUCUGUGCCAUUGCUUUAAAAGAGGGCAGACACAAUCUGGAUACAGUAAUAGAAUUGUUACACUUGCAUCAGAUUGACAGUAUAAUCUGCAUUCAUGUCAAUGUGAGAUUUUCGUUUGCUUGAGUGGACAAUAGCACUAUAUCAUUGGACUCAUUUUAUAUCAAAGCAGUUCUGCUUGCAAAAAGAAAAGAAGAAACUCUAUGAAAUAAAUCUUGUCCCUUCUCUUUCUUGCUAUCGUAUUCCUUAUAUCCCAGGGAGAUACAUGUUUUGUGUCAUGUUUACAGUAUUAUGAAAUCUGAAAGUUCUAGACCAUUACUUUCAGAAUGAACUUCAUUGUAAUUUCUUUCCCCAUUCUCCACCACGUUUCAAGCAAUUACUGUAUUCCUUUAAUAAAACAACGUUUACAUAUCUGA